GGGCCGAGGAGCGCUCCGGGCCGCCGGGGGAGCGACUAGCCCGGCGCCCCCGCGGACGAGCCGCCGCGGGAGAGCGGACGCCGCUCGCCGUCGCCUGAGCCCAGGUUAUCCUGAAUACCACAUGUCUAACAAUUUUCUUUGCAACGUUAGCCAUUGUUUUUCACUGCCUCCAAAAGAUCAAAAUUGCUCUGGAAAUUGGAAACAUAUUUGAUUUAAAAGAAAUAACUAACAAAUGGACAAUAUGUCUAUUACGAAUACACCAACAAGUAAUGAUGCCUGUCUGAGCAUUGUACAUAGUUUGAUGUGCCAUAGACAAGGUGGAGAGAGUGAAACAUUUGCAAAAAGAGCAAUUGAAAGUUUGGUAAAGAAACUGAAGGAGAAAAAAGAUGAAUUGGAUUCUUUAAUAACAGCUAUAACUACAAAUGGAGCUCACCCUAGCAAAUGUGUUACCAUACAGAGAACAUUGGAUGGAAGGCUUCAGGUGGCUGGUCGGAAAGGAUUUCCUCAUGUGAUCUAUGCCCGUCUCUGGAGGUGGCCUGAUCUUCACAAAAACGAAUUAAAACAUGUUAAAUAUUGUCAGUAUGCAUUUGACUUAAAAUGUGAUAGUGUCUGUGUGAAUCCAUAUCACUAUGAACGAGUUGUAUCACCUGGAAUUGAUCUCUCAGGAUUAACACUGCAGAGUAAUGCUCCACCUAGUAUGUUGGUGAAGGAUGAAUAUGUUCAUGACUUUGAGGGACAGCCAUCAUUAUCCACUGAAGGACAUUCAAUUCAAACCAUCCAGCAUCCACCAAGUAAUCGUGCAUCGACGGAGACCUACAGCACCCCAGCUCUCUUAGCUCCAUCUGAGUCUAAUGCUACCAGCACCACCAACUUUCCCAACAUUCCUGUGGCUUCCACAAGUCAGCCUGCCAGUAUACUGGCAGGCAGCCAUAGUGAAGGAUUGUUGCAGAUAGCUUCAGGGCCUCAGCCAGGACAGCAGCAGAAUGGAUUUACUGGUCAGCCAGCUACUUACCAUCAUAACAGCACUACCACCUGGACUGGAAGUAGAACUGCACCAUACACACCUAAUUUGCCUCACCACCAAAACGGCCAUCUUCAGCACCACCCGCCUAUGCCGCCCCAUCCCGGACAUUACUGGCCGCCAGUUCACAAUGAGCUUGCAUUCCAGCCUCCCAUUUCUAACCAUCCUGCUCCUGAGUAUUGGUGUUCCAUUGCUUACUUUGAAAUGGAUGUUCAAGUAGGAGAGACGUUUAAGGUUCCUUCAAGCUGUCCUGUUGUUACUGUUGAUGGUUAUGUAGACCCUUCUGGAGGAGAUCGCUUUUGCUUGGGUCAACUCUCCAAUGUCCACAGGACAGAAGCCAUUGAGAGAGCAAGGUUGCACAUAGGCAAAGGUGUGCAGUUGGAAUGUAAAGGUGAAGGUGAUGUUUGGGUCAGGUGCCUUAGUGACCACGCAGUCUUUGUACAGAGCUACUACUUAGACAGAGAAGCUGGACGUGCACCUGGAGACGCUGUUCAUAAGAUCUACCCAAGUGCAUAUAUAAAGGUCUUUGAUUUGCGUCAGUGUCAUCGUCAGAUGCAACAACAGGCAGCUACUGCACAAGCUGCAGCAGCUGCCCAGGCAGCAGCCGUGGCAGGAAACAUCCCUGGCCCCGGAUCAGUAGGUGGAAUAGCCCCAGCUAUCAGUUUGUCAGCUGCUGCUGGAAUCGGUGUUGAUGACCUUCGUCGUUUAUGCAUACUCAGGAUGAGUUUUGUGAAAGGCUGGGGGCCUGAUUACCCAAGACAGAGCAUCAAGGAAACGCCUUGCUGGAUUGAGAUUCACUUACACCGGGCCCUCCAGCUCCUAGAUGAAGUACUUCACACCAUGCCUAUUGCCGACCCACAGCCUUUAGACUGAGGUCUUUUAACUUAAUGUUGGGCCCUUAACAUUAUCAGGAUGGUGGACUAUAAAAUGCAAUCCUGUUUAUAAUCUGAAGAUAUAUUUCACUUUUGUUCUGCUUUAUCUUUUCAUAAGGGGUUGAAAAAUGUGUUUGCUGCCUUGCUCCUAGCAGACAGAAACUGGAUUAAAACAAUUUUUUUUUCCUAUUUAGAACUUUUCAGGAAUGGCUCAGAGCUUGAAGAUCAGGAAAAACACAUUCUUAUUAAAUCUUCACCAGUUAUGUAUGAAGGAAUCAUUCCAAUGCUGGAAAAUUUAGCCCUUUAAAAUGUUUUAGAGCCUUUUAUAUGCAGAACAUUGAUAUGUGUGUUAUUCUACAGAAUAAAUUCAAUAUUGCUGAUUUUAAAGGCAGAGAAGUUCUCAAAGUUAAUUCACCUAUGUUAUCUUGUGUGUGAGUUGUUAUUGUUGAACAUACUUUACUCCAAAAUAUUGUGCCAUGUGGGUGAGUUAAUUUUACCAAGAGCAACUUUACUCUGUGUUUAAAAAAGAAGAUAGUAAUGUAUUAUAACCUUUUAUGCAGAUGUUUUUUUCAAGUUAAACUAGUGAAGAUGGUUUCAAUUCAGAUUGUCUUGCGACUUCAAUUUUUCUUUUGCCAAGGCAAAACACUAAUCUCUGUAUAUUGAGAAUUCCUUAAAAUUACCAAAGGAAUAUCAUUUAAAAUUACAUUUGUUAUCUUUGUUGGAUAACUAUUUAUCACGAAAUCUACUUUAGCCCUGGUAAACAGUAGAUGUAUUCUAUAUUUCUAGGCACAGGGUUGGUUACUAAGAAGCCUAGAGGAGGAAUUUCUUUCCUUCAUUAACAUAGGGAAAGGUUUUGUAUUUUUAAAAACACUAAAAGCAGUGUCACUCCAUCUAAUAUCUUACUGUUCUGCAAAGGUGGCAGUGCUUAAACUGAAUAAUAUUUUGGAAACUGCUAAAUUCUGUGUUAAAUACAGUGCAGAAUAAGGGAAACAUUACCGUUCAUAAUAGGUAGUUUGGAUAUUUUUGUACUUGAUUUGAUGUGUGACUUUUUUUUCGUAUACUGUUUAAAUCAUGUAUGUUAUGACAUUGUUUAAAAUUCAGUUUUUGUAUCUUGGGGCAAGACUGCAAACUUUUUUAUAUCUUUUGGUUAUUCUAAGCCCUUUGCCAUCAAUGAUCAUAUCAAUUGGCAGUGACUUUGUAUAGAGAAUUUAAGUAGAAAAGUUGCAAAUGUAUUGACUGUACCACAGAUACAAUAUGUAUGCUUUUUACUUAGCUAGUAGCAUAAAUAAAACUGAAUCUCAACAUGCAAAGUUGAAUUCUAGGUUUGAUUUUUAAGGUUUUUUUCUUUUGCACUUUUGAGUCCAACCUUAGUGUCGAGACACCUUCUACUAAAUGACAGGCAAACAGCCAGUACUAUUGGGCAGCUUUGGUUUUUUUCUCCCACUCUACCAGGACUUUCCUAUGGACAUUAUGUAUCAAGUGUAGGGUUGGUUAUUUUUUUAACUUUUAUUUUACUGUAGCAAAACUAGGCCUGAUUGUCUAUAAGAUAAAUAGGUUGUCUACAGGAUAAAUAGUGUGAAAUAAAUCAAGGAUUAUCUUUCA
Molecule: messenger RNA, 3495 nt
Organism: Kogia breviceps (pygmy sperm whale)
Lineage: Eukaryota; Metazoa; Chordata; Mammalia; Artiodactyla; Physeteridae
Gene: SMAD4
Product: SMAD family member 4
Biological process (GO): BMP signaling pathway; cell differentiation; regulation of transcription by RNA polymerase II
Cellular component (GO): heteromeric SMAD protein complex
Molecular function (GO): DNA-binding transcription factor activity, RNA polymerase II-specific; RNA polymerase II cis-regulatory region sequence-specific DNA binding; I-SMAD binding
Source: RefSeq, a predicted model, not a curated record